Coprinopsis cinerea okayama7#130 is the source of this 2142-nucleotide messenger RNA. Its product is annotated as beta-glucan synthesis-associated protein SKN1. Gene Ontology annotation, biological process: (1->6)-beta-D-glucan biosynthetic process; fungal-type cell wall organization. Gene Ontology annotation, cellular component: endoplasmic reticulum membrane; plasma membrane. Bases 24 to 1826 code for a protein of 600 amino acids. NCBI's taxonomy places the organism in Eukaryota, Fungi, Basidiomycota, Agaricomycetes, Agaricales, Psathyrellaceae. The record is from RefSeq and is a predicted model, not a curated record. Gene Ontology annotation, molecular function: glucosidase activity. The transcript is spliced from 18 exons.
GCCUUCGUCGUCAGGCUCGUCCCAUGACACGCCAUCCACCCUCCUUUCAGUCCUCAGCGUCGGCAGCGAGCUUGCUGCCCCACCACAGUCAACGCGACACUAAUGGACGACGGCAACCCUCAAUCAAUAGCUUCUCGGGGCUCAUUAGUAGCCAGUCGUCGUCGAUGAUUGGGGGUCAUAAUUUCUACAGGCAUUCCUCGAUAUCAGAGAAGUACUCGCUCGACCCCUCUCCAGCACAAUGGGGCACACCACUCCUGAUGGACGUCCGAGAACCCGACGACGAGCUACACAACCCCGACCCAAAGCAAGACUCGUCGAAGACGGAAUGGAGCAGUUUCUCGUAUCGGGGGAUGUCCAACCUUGGCUGCCUGUCUAUUUUAAUAGUGGGAAUGUUGGUGCUCUUUGUCGGCUACCCUCUAAUCACGCAUUUGACGAAAGAGCGGCCGACAACACAAGGCGGCUUCAACCUAGGCGGAAUCAAUGCAAGUGGCCAGAUACCCGAACUCCCUGGAAACUUUGGCCUAAUUGAUAAAGAUACUCCACGAGAAGCGUACACCAAACCUUCUUGGCACAAUGGCGAGGAGAUGGUGCUUGUGUUCUCGGAUGAGUUCAAUGAAGACGGUCGAACUUUCUAUCCUGGAGACGAUCCCUAUUGGGAAGCCGUUGACAUCCAUUACUGGGGAACGAAUGAUCUCGAAUGGUAUGAUCCUUCACAAGCCACAACGCGGGACGGCGCACUUCAGUUAACACUGGAGCGAGUCGCGGAUCCAUCGCUCAACCACAAUCUGGAGUAUAAAUCCGGAAUGGUCCAGACAUGGAAUAAGUUUUGCUUCACAGGUGGUCUACUCGAAGCAUCGGUGAGGCUCCCCGGAUCCAGCACUAUCGCUGGCCUCUGGCCCGCUGUUUGGGCGUUGGGCAAUCUCGGACGAGCUGGUUAUGGUGCGAGUUUAGAAGGCCUCUGGCCAUACAGCUAUGAUUCAUGCGACGUGGGGACCCUGCCCAACCAAACCUAUCCGGGAACUUCUCUUCCCGAGGCGGCGGUGACGAAUGGAGAUCCUUAUAACGGUGAUGUUCUCUCCUAUCUCCCAGGGCAACGGCUAUCCGCAUGCACAUGCCGAGGUGAAUCACAUCCUGGACCCGCUAGACCUGAUGGCUCCUACGUUGGCCGCGCUGCGCCGGAAAUAGACGUGUUCGAAGCUACCGUCCACGGUGGGAUGGGAAUGGUUUCCUUGUCAGCCCAAUGGGCCCCUUACAACGCCCAGUACGCUAUCCGAAAUAGCUCCGGUGAGGUAGAGUUCGACGAUCCGGACGUAACGCAUUACAACGAUUAUGUCGGAGGUGUUUGGCAACAAACCACGAGCGGACUGGCGAUCACCAAUCAGCAAGCGUACGAGUUGAGCGGUGGAUUGUUCGCCGUUUAUGGAUUCGAGUACAAGCCCGGGUUCGACGACGCGUACAUCACCUGGAUCAACGAUAACAAGCGCGCUUGGACGAUCUAUUCCGCCGCUCUAGGUCCGGACCCUGCAACUGAGAUCGGUGCAAGGCCGUUCCCUCAAGAACCAAUGUAUAUUAUCGCCAAUUUGGGUUUCUCUGAAAACUUCGGAGUGAUCGAGUACGACCAGUUGACAUUCCCGGCGACCAUGAGCGUCGACUGGAUCCGCGUCUACCAACCUGCGAACCGGGUCAACAUUGGCUGUGAUCCUCCCGAGUUCCCUACUGCGAAGUACAUCGAGACAUACAAGGAGGUUUAUUCAAACCCGAACCUUACUCUCUGGUCCGAUUCUGGCCAGCCUUGGCCCAAGAACUCGCUGGUCGAUCAGUGUUAAGUUCUCGCGGGCCCUGCACCCGCCGUUGCUUUCGCUGUCACACGCUUAACUUAUUUCGUUUCUCUGCACACUGUACUUUUUGCCGCCGCAUUACCGCAUCGACCCCGCUAUUCGACCCUUACCACUACCAUCAGCAUUCCCUACCACUUACUACCGCACCCCGCUAUGAUUGGCAUACACGGACCUUUACUCACUCAAAAUCCUACGAUAGAUAGAUAUGAAUUCUACAGGAUAGAUCAUUAACCUAGGGCUUACAGUUUAACUCAAUUGUUGUGUUUUUUAUACGACUUACGAUGGACUUUUUAGUUUUGGAUGU